UGCAUCACUUCCCAAAUGAAAUAGCCGCUGCUGCUGCUCCAUCACGGCAAAAGCAUCUCUUCCCCCCCAUUCAUGAUUCAUCUCCGGAACGAUUUCAGAUUAAGCAGUGAACAUGAAGAAGUCAGCAUUGCCAGUGCAAAAUAUAUGUGGAAUCGAAAAGCAGAAAUGUGGGAAGGAAGCUUUGGUGAAGCUUUUAAGAUGGCAUUUUGGGCAUUCUGAAUUCCGGGGGAAGCAGUUGGAAGCUAUUGAAGCAGUUCUAUCAGGAAGAGACUGUUUUUGUCUCAUGCCAACUGGUGGAGGGAAGUCAAUGUGUUAUCAGAUCCCUGCACUGGCAAAAACAGGGAUUGUGCUUGUUGUUUGUCCUUUAAUAGCCUUGAUGGAAAAUCAAGUGAUGGCAUUGAAGGCAAAAGGGAUUGCUGCUGAGUAUUUGUCCUCAACCCAGACUUCACAAGUUAGAAAUAAGAUCCAUGAAGACCUUGAAUCCGGAAAGCCAUCCUUAAGGUUGCUUUAUGUGACACCGGAAUUGAUUGCGACACCAGGAUUUAUGUCGAAGCUAACAAAGAUUCAUGCUAGAGGGUUGUUGAUUCUGAUUGCGAUAGAUGAGGCACAUUGCAUCUCAACAUGGGGCCAUGACUUCAGGCCUAGUUACCGGAAGCUUUCUUCCUUGAGGAACCGUCUACCAAACAUACCAAUAUUGGCUUUGACUGCUACUGCUGUCCCUAAAGUACAGACGGAUGUGAUAGAAUCCUUGUGCUUGCAUGACCCCUUAGUCCUGAAAUCAUCAUUUAAUCGUCCAAAUAUAUAUUAUGAAGUGCGAUAUAAGGAUCUUUUGGAUGACCCAUAUGCCGAUUUAGCUAAUCUACUUAAAUCUUGUGGAGAUGUCUGUGCAAUUGUUUACUGCCUUGAACGUACAACUUGUGAUGAUGUGGCUGGACAUCUAUCGAAGAAUGGCAUUUCCUGUGCUGCAUAUCAUGCAGGGUUGAACAAUAAACUGCGGAGUUCUGUUUUGGAUGAUUGGAUUUCUUCUAAGAAACAAGUAGUUGUUGCCACAGUUGCUUUCGGGAUGGGUAUAGAUCGAAAGGAUGUCAGGAUUGUUUGUCAUUUUAAUAUUCCUAAGUCAAUGGAAGCCUUCUAUCAAGAGUCAGGUAGAGCUGGUCGUGAUCAAUUGCCUUCUAGAAGUCUGUUGUACUGUGGAAUGGAUGACUGCAAAAAAAUGCAAUUUAUUCUGGGUGCUUCUAAGAGCAAGAAGGAGCAGUCGUCAAGCUCACAGGAUGGGUCCUCAAAGAAAUCCCUUGCUGACUUCAAUCAGAUGGUUGAAUACUGUCAAGAGUCUGGUUGCCGUAGGAAAAAAAUUCUUGGGAGUUUUGGGGAACAGGUACCUGCAUCACUCUGUAAAAAAUCAUGUGAUGCAUGCAAACAUCCAAAUUUAGUUGCCAAGUAUUUGGAGGAGCUCAGAACUACUUGUGCCUUUCGCCACAAAAAUCAAUCCUCUCGAAUAUAUAUAAGCAGCUCCUCAAAUAUGAAUAAUGAAGAACAACUAUCAGAAUUUUGGAACCGUGAUGAAGCAAGUGGCUCUGAGGAAGAUAUAUCUGAUUCUGAUGAUGCCAUUGAUGUUGUGAGGAGCCUAGUUCGGUCAAGCUUACCAUCAAAGCCGAGACUAAAUGAGAAGAUUGAGUUGUUGCAGCGUGAAGAAGAGAAUUAUUAUUGGAAUAAAAUUCCUGAGAAACAGAAUAACAAACUCGACAAGAAUGCCAUAUCCGAAACGCUGAGAGAGACAAGCAAGCAAAGAUUAUCAAAUGCUCUUAAGCAAACCCAGCAGCGGCUCAGCAACUUACCGAUUGACUUGGAAACAUCAGUCUCCUUCCUUGAAAACGAGUGCUACAAGAAAUAUGGUAAGACUGGGAAAUCAUUCUAUUGUUCGCAAGUAGCAAGUACGGUGAGGUGGCUUUCAACCACAAAUUCCACAGAAUUAAUAAAUAGGCUCCGCUCUAGUACCAGUUCUAUUGCUGAAAACACUAGUGUUGAUGAAAAUUCCUCGUCAACAUCAUUGGCUUUGUUGGAUCAGUCUCUAAUAGAAACUAGUAACGAAAAAAUCCAUGGCAGUGUUAGAUCAGAAACUUCUUCAAUUGCAUUGCAAAGCAAUUCCCACGAUAUUAGUCUACCACCAAUCCCGUCUUUUUCAGAGUUUGUUAACAGCAGAAAAGCUCAGGACAAGCAAUUAUUGAUGUCAGAAAAGAAGUCGCUGAAUGGAGUUCACAAGAAUCUCGUGAAGAAGAUGAGACUGCAGUAGGUUAAAAUUGGUCCCUGUUUUUGUUGGAUGUGGUUGGUUCAAUUUGAUGUGUACACAGCUGAAUUUAUAACAAAGUUCUUAAUUUACUUAUGCUCUCAUAAAUAUCCCCUUGUAGCGGUUUUUGUCUUAUAGUGCUAACUUCUUCAUUAGUAACA
Molecule: messenger RNA, 2445 nt
Organism: Camellia sinensis
Lineage: Eukaryota; Viridiplantae; Streptophyta; Magnoliopsida; Ericales; Theaceae
Source: RefSeq, a predicted model, not a curated record